AUGGACAAUCAAGCGACGGCGGCUACUGCCAUCGGUGUACGGAGAGAACCCUCUACAGAUCCUGUCAAAGCGCAGGGCAUUCUAGCAUCAGUAACUAAGAAGGAGAGAGACGCGGCUCGACUGUGGCAUCAGCGCUGGGGGUUCCUCUGCCACAAAAAAGAAGAAGAGGAAAAGGAAGCUUUGGAAUUAGGUUUGUCGGUAGACGAGUACAGAGCUGCAAUAAGAUUGUUAAGGCGUUCAUCCGAAGACAGAAAAUGCCCGGUCCCCGUGGAAGCCUGUAAGGACUCUCUUCCCUCUACGUCUUCAGGUAUGGUGGGACGUCGCGUUCUUUACCCUCUAGAGAAGUUCGGUCCGCUGGUGAAAACGUCCAAAAACUACCCCACCCGGCCGCCGCUGCCACCUGGACAAGUGUACGAUCCAUACAAACAAACUAUGGUCUUCCUCGGGAGCGUGGAAGGUGACCCUAUAUCGCACAAGCAGUCGCCGGCGCGGUGCGAGACAACAGACAUGUGGGCGGAGCUACCGCUGGCGGUGUCGCACUUCGAUACACUACAUUUUGGUGCGAAGUAGCUGCGAUUUUGACAGGCUACAGUUUGGUGCAAAGUAACUACGAUAGACAAUAGCUUGGUUCGCAAUAACUGUGACUUCGGCAGAUUACAGUUUGGUGCGAAGUAGCUACGAUUUUGACAGGCUACAGUUUGGUGCGAA
Aricia agestis (brown argus) is the source of this 708-nucleotide messenger RNA. RefSeq lists its product as uncharacterized. The coding region runs from base 1 to 570 and encodes 189 amino acids. The record is from RefSeq and is a predicted model, not a curated record. The transcript is spliced from 5 exons. Lineage: Eukaryota; Metazoa; Arthropoda; Insecta; Lepidoptera; Lycaenidae.